Molecule: messenger RNA, 5179 nt
Organism: Cinclus cinclus
Lineage: Eukaryota; Metazoa; Chordata; Aves; Passeriformes; Cinclidae
Gene: ZNF618
Product: zinc finger protein 618
Exons: 18
Coding region: 172-3192 (1006 amino acids)
Molecular function (GO): protein dimerization activity
Source: RefSeq, a predicted model, not a curated record
GGCUGCAGCAGCCCGGCGAGCCGCCCACCCGCGCAGCGGGGGCAUCGCCCCCACUCGCCGCUCCUGGGAGGGCGGAAAGGAGGCAGCGGCGGCGGCGGCGCCGGCUUUGUGCGCGGCGGGCGGAUCGCAGGCCGCGGCGGCGCGGGGCUCGCCUGCUCCCGCCCCAGCCCCAUGAACCAGCCGGACGGCUCCGCUCCGGCGGCGGCGGCGGCGGCGGCAGCAGCAGCGCAGGCUGACGAGAGCAACAGCAGCGGGCGGAGGAGCUCUUCCAGCAGGGAGUGUCUGAAGAGGAGCCCACGGAGCCCAAAAGCCGAGGGCUCCGACUCGGUGACAUCUCAGUCCUCCCCCAGUGAAGAAGCUGGAAUGAUGACUGAGGUGAAAGUGAAGACAGAGGUACCAGAUGACUACAUCGAGGAGGUGAUCUGGCAGGAUGACACCAAAGAUUCCAAGAAGAACAUCAAGGAUGGGCCGGGGGAUGUGCCUGCGGAGAUCUGUGUGGUCAUCGGCGGCGUGCGCAACCAGCAGACGCUCGAUGGAAAAGCAGUGGAACGUGGCUCUCCCGUUGGAUAUACACGAAAUCGAUAUUCAGGGACCUGGAUUUUUGACCAUGCAUUGAGAUACACGUCCGGGUCUUAUGAGUGUGGAAUAUGUGGGAAGAAAUACAAGUAUUACAACUGUUUCCAGACCCAUGUGCGAGCACACAGAGACACCGAAGCUGCCUCAGGGGAAGGAGCCUCACAAGGCAGUGCCCCUCUGGCUGCGGAAAGGGAGAAGAAGCCUCUCUCCAGAGCUGUCUUUGUGCUGCCCUGGGUGGAAUCCACAGAAACAAACAAUUUUAGGUACACAUGUGACAUUUGUGGGAAAAAAUAUAAAUACUAUAGCUGCUUCCAAGAGCACCGAGACCUACAUGCCGUGGAUGUUUUUAGUGUGGAAGGGGCCCCAGAAAACCGGGCAGACCCCUACGACCAGGCCGUCAUCACCGCCGACGACGUGAAGGAAGAGGAGCCCGAACCCUUCCAGAAGAUUGGGCCGAAGACUGGCAAUUACACCUGUGAGUUCUGUGGCAAGCAGUACAAGUACUACACUCCUUACCAAGAGCACGUGGCUCUGCAUGCCCCCAUCAAGUUCUCUCGAUCUCCACUCUUCGUGGCAGUGAAGACACAGACAAGCCAGUCCAGCAAAAAAUCUCCGGCGUCCAUAAACCGCUGUUCCAGCCUCCUGCACCGUGGCCCCUCCGGGGUCCCGCCCGCAUCCCAAUCCCAGAUGUUCCGCGCUCCAAAUUCCGGAUCCCCAGGAAGCAAGGCCAUCACAGCAGAAAGUGCUUUCAGCAGAAGAGUGGAAGGCAAAGUGCAAAACAACUUUGAAGAAACAAACAGCAAUUCCCAGAACUCCAGUGCUGGUCAUUCGGGGACAGAAAAAUCUAAAGAAAAGAGGUGUAAGCAGAACCCAUCAGAAACCGCAAGUCCCCUGAUUUCAAAUCCUUUCCCGCUUUUACAAAAGCCUUACACCUGUGGAGCUUGUGGAAUCCAGUUCCAGUUUUAUAACAAUCUCCUGGAGCACAUGCAGUCCCAUGCAGCUGACAAUGAGAACAACAUUGCCUCCAGCCAGCCCAGGUCACCUCUCCCUGUGGUUGAAGAAAAGUGGAAACCACAGCUCCAAAGAAAUAAUGCCAACAACACAUCGGCAAGCGGCUCGCUGGGGAACAGCGCGAUCCCGGAGAAGGAGCGGCAGAACAUCGCCGAGAGGCUGCUGCGGGUCAUGUGCACCGACCUCGGCGCGCUCAGCGUGGUCAGCAGCAAGGAGUUCAUCAAGCUGGCACAGACCCUGGUGGAUAGCGGGGCUCGCUACGGUGCCUUCUCCGUCACUGAGAUCCUGGGCAACUUCAACACCCUGGCUCUCAAGCACCUGCCUCGGAUGUACAACCAGGUGAAGGUGAAAGUCACCUGCGCCCUGGGCAGCAACGCCUGCCUCGGCAUCGGGGUCACCUGCCACUCACAGAGCGUUGGCCCCGACUCCUGCUACAUCCUCACCGCCUACCAGGUGGAAGGAAACCACAUCAAGAGCUACGUCCUGGGCAUUAAGGGCGUAGACAUUCGAGACAAUGGUGAUUUUAUCCACCACUGGGUGCAGAACGUGCUGUCGGAGUUUGUGAUGUCGGAGAUCAGGACGGUGUACGUCACAGACUGCAAGGUCAACUCCUCGGCGUUCUGCAAGGCGGGCAUGUGCCUGCGCUGCUCGGCCUGUGCCUUGAACUCAGUGGUGCAGAGCGUGCUCAACAAGAGAACACUACAGGCUCGCAACAUGCACGAGGUGAUCGAGCUCCUGAAUGUCUGUGAAGACCUGGCGGGGUCCACGGGCCUCUCGAAGGAGACCUUUGGCUCUCUGGAAGAGACCUCCCCGCCGCCCUGCUGGAACUCGGUCACUGACUCCCUGCUGCUCGUCCACGAGCGCUAUGAGCAGAUCUGCGAGUUCUACAGCAGGGCCAAGAAGAUGAACCUCAUCCAAAACCUGAACAAACACCUGCUCAGCAACCUGGCAGCCAUCCUGGCACCGGUGAAACAGGCCGUGAUUGAGCUGAGCAAUGAGAGCCGGCCCACGCUGCAGCUGGUGCUGCCCACCUACGUCAAACUGGAGAAACUGUUCACUUCCAAAGCCAACGAUGCUGGCGUGGUCAGCAAACUCUGUCACCUCUUCUUGGAGGCGCUGAAGGAGAACUUCAAAGUUCACUCGGCACACAAGGUAGCCAUGAUCUUGGACCCUCAGCAGAAGCUGCGGCCUGUCCCGCCUUACCAGCAUGAAGAGAUCAUUGGCAAGGUCUGUGAGCUGAUCAAUGAGGUGAAAGAGUCCUGGGCAGAAGAAACAGAAUUUGAACCUUCAACCAAGAAGCCUCGUGCAGCGGGGGAGGCCACAGCAGCUCAGGAAGAAGAUUGGUUCGGGAAAAAUGAAGUCUAUGAUUAUUUGCAAGAACCUCUCUUCCAGGCCACCCCUGACCUGUUUCAGUACUGGUCAUGUGUUACCCAAAAGCAUAUGAAACUAGCCAAGCUGGCCUUUUGGCUCUUAGCAGUGCCUGCUGUGGGUGCCAGGAGCGAAUGUGUAAAUAUGUGUGAGCAGGCGCUCUUGAUCAAAAGGAGGCGGCUACUCAGUCCAGAAGACAUGAACAAACUCAUGUUUUUGAAGUCCAACAUGCUUUAAGACUGUCUUUUAAUUAAAACAAAACUUUAAAACACUGUUCCAAACAAAGAAAAAGAAAUUUAAGUUCUAAACACUGUGGACCUCAUUAUGAAUGCCCCUGGAAACCAAGUGCUUUUUUAUAUAUAUAUAUAUAAAUAUAAAUAUAUAUAAAAUUAAGUUUGAAAGGAAAGCUGAGCAUGGGAGAGAGACAGCCCUCUGCCAGGAGCGUGCUCCUUUCCAUAGAUAGUGUGUGGACUUGACAGACUUUCUAAUGUUUUCAAGCGGGCAGACGAAUGGGAGGCUGAUGUUCUAAAGUCUUCAGGCAGCUGAGAUCUAAAGUGACUUGAAGUUUCUUUUGUUUCUCCUCCAUCCCACCUUUCCUCUUGUCCCCUGGGCCAUCUUGCCAUGGAUAAUCAGACUCCAUUGACCAGACCAGUUCUGCACUGGACUUUGCUCCUUUGAAUAACUGUACACCUUGAGGGCACUUGGCUGCAGCCUUCUUGGCAUGGUGCACGAAUCAGAGCAGCUGUUUCCCAUCAACACUAGAAUCUUUAGAAAUCAGGAAGGGAGGUUUUAAGGUUUUUAAUUUUUAAUUUUAUUUUUAAACUUUUCAUAUCCUUUUUUUUCCCCAAAAACCAAAAGUUACUCCUCUGUCUCUACUCUCAGUUUUGAGUUUAACAUGGCAGCAAGUGAUUAUAAAUUUGAUUUCAAUCUAAGAGAAAUGGUUCAAGGCAGAAACUGUCAGUAGUUGUUACAUUUAUUGGCUUUAUGUUUUUUUACAGCAGAACUUCUUUUCUGAAAUCCCAGUGUUAAUUGACUUUUCUGUGAUUUGUGUACAUCAGGUGUUCUCAAACUGUUCUAGACUAGCCCAUUUGCAAUUAAAUCAUAUUCUUAUGGGAACCACGGCAGUUGUUUAUGUGGCAAAGCCUAGAAACCAGGAAAAGCAAAUGGUGACAGCACAGGUGGCUGUGGGCCACCAGUGAGCUUGCCAGGUCUGCCAGAGAACCCUUGUACCUAAAGUUUUUUUUGUAAAGAAGUGUCUCUGUGGCACACAAACCACCCUUCCCAAAGCCAAGGACAAACCAAGGUGUAUGAUUUUUCAGGGGAACAAAGCUCACCAGUUUUGUUAAACUGGGGUUUGAAGGAAGCUUAGAGAAGUGCAUGGGCUCAAAGAUCCUUCUGAAUGUAAGUGCUUCUGACUGAGUGCAAAGAAUAUCUUCCCAUUUUUGUUUGGAAUGGUUUCCUCUAGUGGCACGAAUGUCUUUUUGAUACCUACAGUGCAUUACACUACUUGUUCUAUUGCUGACCAGUUCUGGCCAGGAAGGCCACGGGCCCUGAAACGUUCACACGUAACUGGCUCACCCCAAAUGCAAUUAGAGAUCCCCUUAACCCCAAACCAUCUCAGUCACUCUGCUGUCCCCAAGGCCAGAGCUCCUGCAGACACAGCUCCUGGGCUGCUGGACAGGCUCUGCCAGGUUUGGUGCCUCUUGGACAAUUCCCAGCCUCUGGUGCCAAACUGUGCAUUUUUCACCACUAGGACUUGUCUCUCAGUGGAAAACUGGAGCAAAUUCCUGUUUUUUCAGCAGUCUCUCCUGCUUCCAGGAGCUCUGGAGCUGUGGUCCUGGUGGCAUGGGAGGGUCAGGAGGAGGGACUGGCCCUGCUGGGAGCAGGCUGGAGCCCUUCAGCAGCACGGGGAGUUUGUGGCUGGCUGGCAGUGCAGGGGGAGACUGGAGGCCCUCUCUGAAGUGCUGCUGUUGACCAGGUGUUAAACCAGGAUCCCUCCUGCCCAGCUCUGUCUGUAAGAGAAGUUGCAGGUUCCAAGACAUGAGAAAUAGCAAACCCAAUCUCUCAGGCUUUGUGUGCAGAUGCCUUGAACCCCAUGGGCACUCUCUGAUACCUGCACUGCCACAGGACUCAGGGGCACAGUUUGCACGCUGGACCCUUCCCCAUGCCAGGCUCACGAGGACAGACCUUGGCACCAGCUGUCUUGCUGUUUCCAGCCCUUUCA